UCCUUGGAUUGUGUGAUAUUAAAGACAUUAUAAUAAACAAGACCAGUAUCUGUAGAGAAGGAUAUAAUGAAAUGGCAAGAAACCGACAUCGGUAAAAACAAGCCAGCAAGUAUUGCUAUAAGUGGAACAAAGCACGAUAUUAAACUGUUGGAAAUCACUCGUAGAAGACAUUUUGCAUUCGAUUUAGAAGAUAGAGGAAAGUGGUAGAAGUAUGUCAUCUCACUUUAGAAGAAAGAGUUCUCCAUUUGUUCACUUGAUCAUGACUAGUUUUACUCUGUGGGCAUUGAUUGGUGCCAUGUCAUGUGCAGAAUUCAACGUCACAUGGAAUAUGAAAACAAAUCCAGCUAUUAUUGGCAAUAAUGUCAUAUUAGAAUGUGUUAUUUUUGGCGAGGAACAUUCUUGUGAUGAAUAUCCAAGGCAGUGGUAUGGAGGUGUCAACUAUGGUCUACUUUGUGAAGAUGGAAUGUGUAGAAAUAAUAAAAAAUACAAAGAACUUAAUAUAUCAUCUUGCAUUUAUCGUCUUGUGAUACACAAUUUUACAGAGCAAGAUCUUAAUCAAAACUAUACUUGUUCGUAUGGUAUAUUUAACGAGAGAAAAGGAUUGACAUUGAAGGAUGGUCCGUUUGAAUUGCAACCAAGCAACGAAUCUGUCCAUAAAACAAUCCAGAUAUCUGAUGACAGCAUCAGUGUUCAUCUUGAGAUGUCAAAAGUAUACCCAAUGCCAAGUUGUACUUUCUCAUAUGAGGACGCCAACACCACGGAAUACGUUAAAAAAUCAGUGGAAACGGUCGGAUCAUUUUUUAAAGUAAAUUUCAAUUAUACCAUCACUGACAAAUGUGAAGGAAAAAUUAUGAUUUCGUGCACCACUGGGUCCCACUUGAUGAACAUAUCACAGAACUGCCCAGUUUCAGGAGGAGAUCGGCAAUCAAGAUUCUCCGUAAUAAUUAUUGUUGGGAUAGUUACAUGUGUUGGUGCAAUGGUGUUUUUAUUCGCUGCUGCAAGUUGUUUUGUUCUGUAUCGCCGUCAGCGCUGUGGUUUGGGAUGCAGAGGCUUCAAACAUGUUUCUGCUAGCCUCGUGUGAAAUAUUUGAAUGUGAAGAUAAGAUAUUGUGUUAAUUUUCUGAAGAUUAACUAAAUGUGACUAGAACGAGUUUUGGCGAAUAUUUUAUGGGUUAAUUAAUUUUCAUAUGUAUAUGUAUAUUCUUUAAAAUACUUUUAACAGAUUAAAUCUGAAUAGAUUUUGCAAGUUUUUAGACCUGUUUUUAUUGCUGUCGUAGAUUGUAACGUCACAUGUAUUCUGCAUUUGAUAAAAUAAACAUCUACUUUGAAAUAGUC
This is a messenger RNA of Mytilus californianus (California mussel), 1334 nucleotides long. RefSeq lists its product as uncharacterized. The record is from RefSeq and is a predicted model, not a curated record. The coding region runs from base 212 to 1081 and encodes 289 amino acids. The transcript is spliced from 8 exons. Lineage: Eukaryota; Metazoa; Mollusca; Bivalvia; Mytilida; Mytilidae.